ACGGCCGUUUGCAGCCUCCGUGCCAGGGCCGGGGGUGCGGUUCGGGACGCGGGAUCCUAGGUCGGGUCCUGCCCCGCCCAUGUGGCGCCGGCGUCUGUGUUGUCUGCGGUCUCCAGGGCAGCGCCGGGGCGGGCGGGGGCCCGGGCGGCGGCGGCGGCGGCGCGGGAGGAUGCGGGGCCCGUCCGGGUCGCGGCCGCGGAGGAGCGCCGGGCAGGUGACGGGCGGUGGCCUCCCGGAUCUGGGGUGGGCGGCGCGCCCGGGGAGGGAAACGGGAAGGGCUUACUGGGGAUGGGGACGGCAGGAAACCACCCAAGCAAGCUGGGGAGGAGCCGGCGCGGGAGCCUUCGGGACGGAGUGGGGAGCGACAAGGGGGCGAGGCCGCGACAAGGGGCUGGGGGGCCGCCAUGCGAGGCUUCGGCGCCCGGGCACCCAGAGCAGCCCUGUUCCCGGUCAAUUAGGACCGGUCCCGGGCACCAGGCCCGCCGACUUGUCACUUCCUGGACCUCCAAACGCCCCUUGUGACAGGCCUUGUUCCUCAGGAACAAGCAAAGGUAACGCUUUUGUGAACCACAACUUUAAAUAUCAGCCAGCUGCUCCUAUCAACACGAGUAUCCCCUGUUAAUUUUUUGCAUUUUUCAAGAUGAGUAAACGUAAACUAAUUCCCAAGCUCUCUAUUCAAUCUCCUGUCCUUCAUACCAACUUAAAUGUCCAGUCCACACACCCACCUUUGAAGAAAGAAGACUUACAUCGGAUUUCAAAAGACUCCUUGGAAUCUGAUUCAGAAAGCCUCACGCAAGAGAUUAUGUGCCAUUCUGAGUUUGAUGAUCGAAUCCGGGGCAACGGUAUGGAGCCCGACAGCUUAGACGAGGAGGAAAGCCCUCGAUGGGGAAGCCUGCACGAGAUGGAAGAGGAAGCAAGUGGAAAAGCAGCUCAGAUGGCUCGCGAGCAAAACCACCAUACCUGGGACCAGGGCGCCAAUAACAGGCAACAACCAAUAGAAGACAAAUAUUCAGACCUCCGCUAUGACCCGAACUGGAAGAGUAAGAAGGAGGAAGGGCAGCUGCUGUCUGUGGAAGCGUUGCCGGAGUCCACGGACAGCUCUUUAGAAAAUCUGCCUUUGGCUCCCCUCUACCCUUCCCAGGAGACGUCAAUGGAACUCUCCGGGGGAAAAGGCGAGCAGAAAGAGAGUCCACAGAGUGCAGCUUCUUUACUUGGUAGUGAAUUUUUAAGCCCAAACUAUGAGCAUGGUGCCCGUCGCAGCAAGCCGUUUUCAGAGCUGAGCGACAGUGACCUGGAGGAGAAGUCGAGCAGCCUUUCUCCGUACGUGAAGAGCUCAAGUUCACAUAACGAGGUUUUCCUGCCGGGAUCACGUGGCCCUCGGCGAAGGAAAUCCAAACAACAUUUUGUGGAAAAAAACAAGCUCACUUUGGGAUUACCCACCCCGAAAACGGACUCUUAUCUUCAACUUCACAAUAAAAAAAGAGGGGAAUCUCAUCCAGAACAGAUCUCCUACCCCGUCAGAGUAACAGACAAGACGUCUAUUCAGAAUGCCAAGGAAAUGGAAAAUGCUGCCAUCGAUCCUGAAGAUAAAUGGCAUCAAAGAGCACAACAGCUAAAGAAUUACCAGGAACACUGGUCUCAAUAUGAAAGUACAAAAUCAAGCAAUGUACCAAGAGGGCAACCUUCUGACAUGGUGAAUGACCAUCAACCUUCCAGAAGACCAGCCAAGCUCAAGAUUCGAAAGCAGUGUAAACACCAGAAUGGCCUGAAGUCUUCCACAACGGAAGAGGUGACUGCCAGUCAGGGGAACCAGAAUAACCCUCCCAGGCAGCAACAAAACCAAAAUAAGCCUCUUGAUACUUCAACAAAGCCUGAAUCGAUUGUGAUUAUGCAUGCCUCUAACAAUGAUGUACAAGCCUCAAGGGCACUUAGAAGCCACAAUCUCAAAGAAACCUCCAAUACAUUUGCUCCACCAAAACAGGCUUUUGACAAGGUCUUAUCUAAAAACUCUACUGGAUGUGACUCUGGGCUGAAUGUUAAUAAAGAAAGAGGACACAAAGACCAAGAAGAGAAAAGAUUUUCAUAUCAGCAGCUACACACCCUUUCUGACAUGGAUUUGAACAACCUUAAUGAACUUUCUAAGAGACACGUGCUCCUGAGCCAGAAAGGCUCUCAGUUUGUUUAUCACAUAAAUACUCAUGGAUCAACCAAAAAUAAGAAACAACUCAAACAGCCUUAUACAGAGACAAAAUACAGGAACUUAGAAAUGUUAUGGAAAUUCCAUUCUUCUUCUGACAGCCAGACGGUUAGAGCUUCUCCAGAUUCAUGGCUCACCCAGAUAAUGGAGCAGCAUCAGCAAGCCUUGGUGCAGCUGACCGACGUGCAGCCCAGUGAAGGGGCCUUAUCCAGCGUCACGCUUCCACCUAUACUGUCAAGGGUAGAAAGUGAAUCCCAACUCAGUUCAGAGAGAAGCCAAAGAAACCAAGUGAAAAUUAGCCGUAGCAAUUCUGAAGGCUAUCUGUUUCAACUGGAAAAGGGAAAAAAGCAUAAGAAAAGAAGCAGCAGUAAGAACACCAAGCUGAAAGGUUAUCAGAAAAGAGACGUGAAGCUUGGAGGCCUCGGACCUGACUUUGAGUCCAUCAGAGACAAAACGCAAAAAUUAAUACAGCAAAAGGAAUAUGCAAAACAAGUCAAGGAGUACAACAUGAAGACACUAUCCAUUCUAUCAAAACCACAAACAGAAAAAACUCAAAAGAAAUCUGCUAUCCCUCGGCAGAAGGCUUUGGAAUACGCUAAGACCAUCCCCAAACCCAAACCAUCAAAUCUGACUCAUCAAGCAUCAAAGGAACAAAAAAAUCCAACCUAUGCUGGGAAAGAAGAAAGUUUACCUGAAAUCUCACUGCUGGAAAUACUGCAGAACAGACACGAAAGGGAAAAACAGGCUGUGGCUGCUUUCAAAGUCCUUCACAUCGUAUAGACAACAUUUGAUAGGAAGGAGACCAAAAAUGGUCCAGGAAUGAACGUGGAGAAAAGAAACGCCAACCACCUUCUCUGCGUUGAGAGUAAUGGCCUAUUAUUAUCAUCUAUCUGCCGUCCAUGUUUGCUUUCUGCAGGAUUUAAAAUAUGAGGCCCAAUUGGAUUAUGGUGCCAUAUUUUACUUUCUAGGAAGAAAAUUUUUUAAAUUAUUUAUUUUCAAAUCAGUUAGAAUUGGAGCUGAAUAAUAACUAGAGAAUAAAGCUUUUGUUUUAUAUUGAUCUUUUGAUUUCUUCAUCUCUACCCCAUUCCUUAGCAUAAUGGAAACCUUAAAGUUACCCAGAAAUAAAUGUAGCUGUGUUUCUCUCUUACCUUCCUAGUAAGAAAAACAAGUAUAAACAUUUCAGUUUCUCCUAAAAUGAACUCAGUCAUCCAUAAAUUUUGUGAUAACAUUUCAAAAUAUUACUAAAAUCUCCAAGUUUGGCAAAGGGCUUAUAUAUAUUAAGUUGAGGCCGGGCACAGUGGCUCACGCCUGUAAUCCCAGCACUUUGGGAAGCUGAGGCAGUUGAAUAGCUUGAGGCCAGGAGUUUGAGACCAGCCUGGGCAACAUGGUGAAACCCCAUCUCUACUAAAAAUACAAAAAUUAGCUAGGCGUGGUGGCGCAUGUCUAUAGUUCCAGGUACUCAGGAGGCUGAGGCACAAGAAUUGCUUGAACCCGGGAGGCAGAGGUUACAGUGAGCCGAGAUUGUACCAUUGCACUCCAGCCUGGGCAACAAAGCAAGACUCUGUCUGAACAACAACAACAAAAGGUUCCUGCCCUGACAGAUUCUCUGGUCGGGGUCACAGGGAUGUUAAGACAGCUGGCUGCCUGGGUCUUCGCUGACCAUGCUGUCCUGGGUGGCACUUUCUGCCACUGCCACAGUGGCCCCCUCUCUGUAGAAUGCAGUUUUCUUAGGUCCAGGGGUAUUGCAGGCAACAAGGACCUUUCACACAGGGAAGCCACUCCUUGCCCCUCUACCACCUCUUCCUUCCUUUUCCUAUAGAGGAAAAGUUCGUUUUGGGCUGAUCCCUGAGGAAUUCUUCCAAUUUCUUUAUCCUGAAACCAGUGUAACAGGACCCUAUGUGCUCCAAACUGGGCUUAUCUUGUAUGCUUUAUCCAAAGAAAUAUACAUGAUUACCCCAGAGACCUUUUCUACUAUAUCAAUAGUAGGGUUACUUGUCUAUGUAAUUUAAAAAUAUGGUGCCUCUAUUGGAGAAUCUGCUUAUCAACUCAAUGAGCAAAACAUUGCCCAACUAGAAGAGGUGAAGCAGGCUUCCAUCAAACAAAUCCAGGAUGCAAUUGAUUUGGAGAAGUCGCAGCGCUCACUGGUUCAGAAGCGCCAUUACCUUUUUGAUGUGCAGAGGAAUAACAUUGCUAUGGCUGUGGAGGUUACUUACUGGGAAUGACUGCAUAGAGUGUAUAAGGAAGUAAAGAAUCGCCUGGACUAUCAUAUAUCUGUGCAGAACAUGAUGCGUUGAAAGGAACAAGAGCACAUGAUAAAUUGGGUGCAGAGCAUCUCUGCACAACAGGAAAAGGAGACAAUUGCCAAGUGCAUUUGGGACCUAAAGCUGUUGGCAAAGAAGACUCAUGCACAGCCAGUUAUGUAAAUGUAUCUAUCCCAAUUGAGAGAGCCAGAAACAGUUGACUGACUAAAUGGAAACUAGGCUAUGUGGCAAAAUCUUUCUGUAUUGCCCUCUACUGAAGUAGAUAGUUUAUAUCUCCUAAAAAUGAAACAUUUGUUCCCUAUACUGAGAGAACUCAAUCUAUUGGCCAAUCAGAUGUUUCCCAUCCUUCUUACUCAGCAUUUGAGUUGUUCCAUGAUCAUUUUUUUAUUGUUGUUUUUUUUGCUGUUGUUGUUGUUUUUAGACAGACUCUCGCUCUGUCACCCAGGCUGGAGUGCAGUGGCACAAUCUCGGUUCACUGCAACUCCGCCUCCUGGAUUCAAGCGAUUCUCCUGUCUCAGCCUCCCUUCAAGCAAUUCUCCUGUCUCAGCCUCCCGAGUAGCCGAGAUUGCAAGCGUGCACUACCACGCCCGGCUAAUUUUUAUACUUUUAGUAGAGGCAGGGUUUCGCCAUGUUGACCAGGCUGGUCUUGAACUCCUGAUCUCAGGUGAUCCGCCCACCUUGGCCUUCCAAAGUGCUGGGAUUACAGGCGUUAGCUACUACACCUGGCCCUAUGAUCACUUUUGAAUAAGCAGUUUGCCUUUGUUAAAUCUUGGUGCCUGACUAAAGAUUACCAGGUUAUAGUUUAAAUUUGUAAUUAAUUCUACCAUCUUGCAAUAAAGUGACAAUUGAAUGAAACACAAAUAAAUAAAGAAUAAAGUUGAAAAAAAAUGAAGGUACAUCUGGCUGUGCCUGCUCAGAUAGAACAAAUCCUAAUGUUGUUCUAACAGAGCAUCAAGACAUUAGUUAGAAACCCUCCAACAAGUCCAGAAACACCUAAUGCAGGCAACUCUGAGAGACACACUUUAUCAAAGCUCCUUACUCCAAGUACAUAAAUUUGCUGGCCAUUUUGCCAUCACAAAUAUCUUAAAAUAUUGUCAAAUGUGUGUUUUCACACACACAAAAAUAGAUAAGACAAAAGCAUUCCAUAGUUUACUACUGAAUACAAAUGUUAAUAAAUAUUUUUUAGUUUUUAAAUCUUUUUUAAUAUUGCAAGAAUUCCCAGUCUUAAAAUCAUUACUGGAGAGUUUAAUUUUCUACUUCCUUCCUUAUAUUAGAUGGACAUUACAUUUUUAGAUAGGCAUAUCCAGAAGUGGAUAAUUUGAACAUCAAUUUGGGGAAAAUCUGUUUAUCUAUACGUGUGGUGUAAGGACUAGCUUUGGAAAUGUACUCCUAUGUUGUAUACAUUUUACAUAUACCAAAAUGUAGCAUAAAAGAUGCCUGUAUGAAACCUUCUCUUAAAACUGAAAGCAGUUAGAAUUGAGAGUCUGCAAAGAUAACAAGUAUCUGAAGAUAAACAGAAAACUGGUGAAUCAUGUUUCAGUGGGAUUUGGAAAAUGUAAUAUAUGAGGCAUUAGACAGGAAAAUCACAGGCCAAAACUACUCCUAAAAUGUAUUUAUAAGAGAAGAGGCCCUUCUAGGUGCAUGAAGACAUUUCUAGAAAUAUGAGGUAGAAUGAAUAACCUUCAUUAAUUGUUUCCGAAAUGGCCUUAAAUUCGAACUUAAUUUGGAAGAGAAAAAGAAUGCAUAUAGAGACAUUCAUAUUUAAAGGGAUAGGGUAAAAUUUUUAAAUAUUCCAUUUGUAUUAUCUUAAAAUAGUUUAGAGCUUGGAAAGUUUGUCACAUUCAACUGCCAGUUUUUCAGAAGAUGAAAUGGAGGUGAAGAGAAAGGUUACAUGACUCGGAAGUCCAUCAGUCCUACUGAGAGUAAUGGGAGGGGAGCCAGGUCUGAAUCUCCCAUCUUUGAACACCAGGAAUAGUACUUUUUAUUUGUCUAUGGAAAGAGGUUGUCCUUGUUUCUCUGUGUGGAUGAGCAACAUAUAGUUGCUAUGAAUUUCUAUUUUGGACCUGAAUUUCCACCAAGUUCAAUUUUUAGAAAUAUGCAUUACUAUGUACCUAAUAGUUUUUUAGCAUGUACAAUCUGCCAACUUCCUUACAACAUUGAUAAAAGUAGAAUACACAUAUAAAGCAACUCAAACUUAGAAACUGACCAAUAAAAGAGACACUAUUUAUUUUCUUUUUUUUUUCCAGAACAUUUCAAAAACUUCCCAUACUGUUUUUCUGUUAGCUUAAGCGUUGUUAAAUCCUUCACUUUCACACCUACUGUCAAGAACCCAAAUUUGGCUGAAGCAGCUUAAGUGAUUCAGUUCAUGUCAAACAACAUUUCACAGGAUUCUUACCCCCAAGGCAACUCUUUACUAUCCAGUACAUAAGACUCUAGAACAUUAAAAUUCUUUAUAUAGUGCCAUGUGGCAUCUAAAAUAACUUUGGCUAGGAAAUAAAACAUAUUUGCAGAAAGUUUGGGGUUGAAAUCAAAGAAUGGAUCAAAGUGGCCCUUCAUUUGGCUCCACGUCAUCUCACAAUAGUGAAAUACAGCAGAAUGUCACUAAACUACCAUAAAACUAAGGGGAGAGAUUUUGCAAAAACAGGGAGUGACAGACACGUUUUUUGCUCCUGUUUUAAAGUAAAUUGUACUAAUGACAACAAUAGUGAUCUUUUAUAGGCCCAAGUUGGAUCAGUGAUCAAUUCAUAGCAUUUCUGUUUCAAAUAUUCAAAAGCAAAAAAUAAUCUGCCAAUUAGAAAACAAAAAACUUCAAACUUAAGUGAUGUAAUGAUGGAGCACCUGUAUUUGACUAGAUGUUAUAUACAUGCCAUUGAAAGACAUAGUACCUAAUCUGCCUAAUGUCUAUAAACUGGUGCAAAUAAAAGACAUUUAAACCA
This is a messenger RNA of Homo sapiens (human), 7394 nucleotides long. RefSeq names its product junctional cadherin complex regulator (gene JHY). Bases 641 to 2977 code for a protein of 778 amino acids. The record is from RefSeq and is marked validated. Lineage: Eukaryota; Metazoa; Chordata; Mammalia; Primates; Hominidae. The transcript has 9 exons.